AUGCCCUUUGGCCUAAAGAAUGCAGGUGCGACAUAUCAAAGGCUAAUGGACAAGGUAUUCCAACAACAGAUAGGCCGCAAUAUGGAGGUCUAUGUAGAUGACAUGGUAGCAAAAACACCUAUGCAGGGGUCACACUGUGACGACUUAAUAGAAAUCUUCAGACAACUCCGAGCAUAUAACAUGAGACUCAAUCCAGACAAAUGUGAGUUCGGAGUACAAGGAGGGAAGUUCCUGGGAUUCAUGUUAACAUCUCGAGGCAUCGAGGCCAACCCAGAAAAGUGCAAGGCCGUACUGAACAUGACAAGCCCAAAAACAACAUUCUCUAAAGGCAAGAAGUUCAACUGGACAGACGAAUGUGAGAACGCUUUUUCCGAACUUAAACAACACCUCACAACACCACCAAUCCUCCAAAGACCAGAGACAGGUAAGCCGCUGUAUUUAUACCUAUCAGUAUCCAACCAUGCUGUAAGCUCGGUUUUAGUAACAGAAACAGGAAGAAAGCAAAGCCCAGUAUACUUCAUCAGUAGGGUGCUACAACCAACAGAAACAAGGUACCCGAAGAUAGAACAACUGGCGGUAGCACUAAUUACCACAGCAAGAAGACUGCGGCACUAUUUUCAGAGCCACACAAUCAUAGUACGAACAGACCAACCGCUGAGGCAGAUAUUAACCAGACCCGAGCUCGCCGGCAGAUUGAUAAAGUGGUCGGUUGAGCUCUCCGAGUUCGACAUCCAAUACGAACCAAGGAAAACACUGAAGUCACAGGUGCUAGCCGACUUUAUAUCAGAGAUGACUAAAGACACACAUAAUAGAGAGGUCAGUUGGAGCAUACAUGUGGAUGGAGCGUCAAACAAAGAAGGCAGUGGCGCAGGGAUACUACUAAAAGAAGGAGACAAGGUGGUGGCCGAGCAGUCACUACAGUUCCGCUUCAACGCAAGCAACAAUCAGGCAGAAUAUGAGGCCCUACUUGCUGGACUAAAGCUCGCCCUACAGCUACAAAUACCUCGAAUAACAGCCUACUGCGACUCUUCCUUAGUGGUACAUCAAAUAAAGGGCGAAUUUCAGGUAAAAGAUCCUUUGUUAGAGAAAUAUUGGCUCAUAACAAAGGAUCUAAUUUCAAAAUUUAAAGAAUUUGAUAUUAUCCAUGUAAACCGAGAACAAAACACCAGGGCCGAUGUGUUAUCUAAGUUAGCCACAACACAGCAAGCCGAAAACACAUCGGCACUGUCCCAGCUAACACUUGACAAACCAAGUUUUGAGCAAGAAACAAUUUUAAGUAUUACACAGGCCUCAGAUUGGCGAACACCUUUUUUCGAUUACAUCAAUACAGGCACCAUUCUAAAAGGUGAGCCGAACUUGCCGCUCUUUAGAAGAAGAGCAAGCUUCUAUACAGUGCUCGGAAACACCUUAUACAGGCGAGGACAUUCACAACCAUUGCUCAAGUGCAUCAGCAAAGAGGAAGCCGAGGAGGUUAUGGCUGAAACCCAUGAAGGAGUCUGUGGCAACCAUAUCGGCGGCCGAGCAUUAGCAACGAAGAUCUUGCGAACAGGAUACUAUUGGCCGACGGUAAAACGGGACUGCAUCACAAAAGUUAAAGCAUGUGAUAAUUGUCAAAAGCAUGCCACCCUCUCAGAGACCCCAGCCGAGGAGCUCCAUACCAUAGAGGUAAGCUGGCCUUUCGAUAGGUGGGGAUUGGAUAUCCUCGGACCCUUUCCGAAAGCGCCAGGCCAGGUAAAGUUCCUCUUAGUAUCAAUUGAUUAUUUCUCCAAGUGGAUAGAAGCACAACCACUAGCACACAUAACAGCAGAAAAAGUGCGAUCCUUUAUAUGGAAAAAUAUCAUAUGCAGAUACGGUAUCCCACGAGAGAUAAUCUCGGAUAACGGGAGACAAUUUACAGAUCAUAAGCUCGCCACUUUUCUGACAAAUUUUAACAUCAAACAUCACUUCAGCUCAGUAGACCACCCGCAAACGAACGGACAAGUUGAAUCAGCUAACAGAAUUAUCUUGCAGGGAUUAAAGAAAAAACUCGGCGAAGCUAAAGGGGAGUGGGCCGACCUCAUUCCAGAAAUUCUAUGGAGUUACAACACCAGCAUCCAAUCUGCCACAGGGGAAACUCCCUUCAAAUUGUUAGCAUACAUUUCAGUUAGAAAACACUUCAAACUAUCCGAGCAUAAUCCUCGGAACCCUAAACAUCACGAGCCGAGCAUAUUCCUCGGGAAACUACCAGCAUAA
Messenger RNA from Arachis ipaensis, 2232 nucleotides. NCBI's taxonomy places the organism in Eukaryota, Viridiplantae, Streptophyta, Magnoliopsida, Fabales, Fabaceae. The record is from RefSeq and is a predicted model, not a curated record.